Taeniopygia guttata (zebra finch) is the source of this 8192-nucleotide messenger RNA. The record is from RefSeq and is a predicted model, not a curated record. Lineage: Eukaryota; Metazoa; Chordata; Aves; Passeriformes; Estrildidae.
CGAGCGCCAUCACCCCGCCAGGCCCCCGCUGCUCUCCUCCCUGCCGCUCGGCCGUGCGCGGGGGGCUGCCCCCGAACCUGACCGCUCCCCCCCCACCUCUCGCAGGAGAGCGGGAGGCUGGGGCCCGCCUGCCUCCGCCGGGACGGGAGGCUCCCCUGAGCGCUCCCCGGGCCCCAGCAUCACCUGGGCGGGCAGCAGAACCGGAGGUGCCGUGUCGAGGCGGCCGGGAGAGGCGCAGUAAAGUUGUCCCGUACUCUGGCCGGGACAGGAGAGUGCUGGCAGGCUGCUCCGCCCUGCGCUUUCCCCGCCUCGGCUGCUCGGGGGAAACGCCAGCCCGCAGCCGGUGUAGCAGCCUCAGGAAGCGAAGGGUUUGGAGCUGUCAGCUGCUGCGACGUCCCCCCUCCGCGCUGGGUCUCUUAGUUAUCUCUGCUGCCAGUUGUACUAGUUCCUGGGACUUUCUCCACAAUCUUAAAAGGACGUCAGAGCUUGUAACUUUUGAGCACAAGAGCCCAGUGACAAGGGUGUCUUGCUGUUGCAAACAGGGUUAAGUCAACGCAGAAAAGGCUUGUUCACCUUGUGCAGUUCCUUUCUAGGAUCCCAGGGACAAAACUGUGUGGUGGCCUUAUUUCUGUCAGAAUCAGUUGUCGCUUCCAUCCUGUAGGGAGGUACAUUGUAGUAAUAUGUGUGUGCCAGAGCCUGCUACAGACUACCUUAGUUGCCUUCUGUCACUGCCUUCUAUUUUUUUUUUUCCUAACUGGCUGAUCUCUUUAACUGUAUACCUUUUGCUGCCAUGGGUUUGGUGUACGUGGUGCUAUCUCCCACUCUAACGUCUCCUGAAAACUUCAUUUGGUUUGCUUGUAAUUAUGUGAUCCAGAAGUCAGCAUAGCUGUUGUUUCCUCCUUGUUUUCUGUCAUCCCUCCUCUUCAUGCUUCCAGCUGAAGCUGUUCCAGAGUCCUGGACUUUCUUGCCCUCUAUACACAGAGAAGGAAAGAGGAAAUGUCUCUGUGUACAUGGAAACCUUUUUCUUUUUGAUGGCUAUUUUACACUAUGGUACUGUAUUAAAACAAAUGUUACGAAGAUGUCUUGUAAGAUAGUAAAGAACACAAAUCCAACCUAUAGUAUCUAUUGAUCGUGCCUUAAUGAGCUGGACAAGAUUUUUGUACAGGAUGCCAGUAUUGAUCUGUGCUUUGUCUUGGACGUGACUGCUGUGGAAGAGGGCCAGGGAGGAUGCCAAGGACUGCAUCACUGAUUCUUGACAGCCAGGAACCUGACCAAAACUCUGGCAAAGAGCGAAGAGUGCUUUUCUCCAACAAACUCCCAUUUGUGGUGUCAGUCUGUCUUCCAUUCCUAGAAAUCUGGAGGUGCUCUGGAGGUGGUAGGAAACCUGAGUUUGCUAUACCCUCAUGGCUCCUAGUGAUAACUGCUCAGUGCCUGACAAAGUGGAAAGAACAAAAGUGAACAUUUUUGACUUUGUGAAAGCCUCUUAAAAACAUGCAUUCGUAGUGCUGGUAUGGAGGGCUUGCUCAAAGAUGAGAAGCAAAAAAAAAGCAGAGGAGCCAGAAUGGACGGCUUCUCUUUGACCAAGGAGAUGGCAGAGGACAGGCUCUCUCCAUCCAGGAAGUUAAAGAGAUCUUCAAAACAGCAUGUCAUGUCUUGCAGUGGCCCAGGAAACUACACAACUGGCUGAGGCUGCAACUGCAGAAACAGUUGUCAGAAACACUGAGUGGUAUUGGAAGGUGUGAUCCAUGAAAGCGGCUGUUUUAUCUACAGAUACUUCUCUUGAUGUCCUACUAUGUCAUAUGAGCUUCAUCAGCUGUGGAGUAAACUUUGGAGGCAGUCUGCUACUGGAACACCCUUCAGGAGCACCUUUGCAUGGCAGUGAAAGCAGCAGUGUGGGGGAACAGUGUUGUGGGCUGAUGUGAGAGAGCCUGUGCUGUUUGAGGCCCCCAGCCCUCCUGCCUGGCAACGUGAUGAAAGGGUACAAUGAGCUGCUGACUGCCUUGGUACUUGUUACAACACCUUGCCUGCUCACACUGCUGAAGCACUUGGACUCAGAAAAACAAAGCUGGUGAUGAGACUUGAAGAAACUGAAGUUAAUUUGUCCUGUGCUGGUGGCCCCUGCUAUUUUAUUGAUCUUUGUGUGUGUUACAGCCUGUUUAAUAGAUAUUCCUGAAUAUCUGGCUUGUGCUGGUGCACUGUCCUAAAGAGUGAGCUUGUCUGCUGUGCAUCCAGGUAUUCCUGAAAGUACUUGCAGGGCAAAAUGAACCCUACACAUCAAAACACAGCCAUACAUUCCUGCCGGGAUUGAGCCUCUCAACAGUUGCUGAUUUCACUGUCAGUGCAUUUACAUCCAGUGGUUUCCCUCAAGAAGAAAAUGAAACUAAAAAGAAAACAGAACUGAAAGAAAAACUAAUAAAAGCAAAACUCAUUAUUUUAUAGCAUGAAAUAGAAGGACUGUGACCUUGCAGAGCAGAGUGCUUUGGUACACUUUGCAGAACCAUGCCAAGUAGUUGUAAGGCUUAGGUAGGGCAUGUGUCCAAAAGGGGCACGUGAAGGUGAUUGUAUCUCUUAUAGGUGUCUGGCCCUUGCAGACAAAUCCCUGCUGUCUAGGACCCUUAACAUCUGUGGAAAAAGUUGCUUUGGCAGCCUUAAAACCUUCUAACCAGCACCUGCUGUCUGUGCUUCAGUGUCCCAGCACGCGUCACUAUGGUUUUGGAAGCUGCUUAAACGUUAUUUGUGGGGGGUUGGGUUCUUUUACAUUCUAGAUUUCCAAAAAAGGCAUUCAUCAAGUGUGUAAUGGUGGUGGUAAAGAUAGCUUCUCCUUGAAAACACGUUGUGUUAACUGUGCUAAGCAAGCCAGGCUGUUAGGGAAUGUUGGGCAGACUUGAGGAUGUUAUUGUCAACUGCUCUAAACCAUGUGUUUUAGUCAAACAUCUAAUUUAGCAUAGCUUUCAGUCUCAGUGCUUAGUGAAGGGAAGUGCUUCUUUCUGGGUAUGAUUUUGGGACGUGUAUGUAGGGAGAGCUGUGGAUGUCACUGAGUGUUGGCACAGGUGUGCUAUCCUUAGGGCUCUUGGUGGGUGUUGGCCUUUAAUAACUGUUACUAAGAGUGCCUUUUUCACAGAAAUGUAAAUCUCAAUUGCAACAGCUAUCAGGCUGCUGUACUGGGAUGCUCAGCCACCAACAGAUUUGUAACCAUGGAGGCAGCCAGAGAGCAGAUAGAGUGGCUGAUGGAGGUCUCCUUGGUCUGUCACUGCCAUGUCACCAUUGUGGCUGCUCUGUGCAAGUGUUCUCAGCUGUACUGUGUGAGCAGUGCAGGUUUCUGCCAGAAAUGGUGCUAUUCCAUUCUAGGAAAAUCAUUCCUGAAGCACUCUCUUGUCCUCAUUUCCUGCUUUAUUUCUGUUUUAUUUUUUCAUUCUCUUGAUGUUGCUGCAGGGAAGGGCAAAGGAAGUUUGAUUAUUACAAUGGCUGCAGUCAAAGUUUGUUGGUAGCACAGCUGCUGGCCUGCAAAACUGCAGCUCUCCACUGCUGAAACCUCCAGAUGUGCUCAUACAAAUUGCUUUGCAUGUCUGCCCCUCAGCACCGUUGUGUAAAGUACCUAAAAUUUGAAAAUAAUGUUUAUUCAUGUUCUCUCCUUUCCUUCUGCCCCCUCAGAAAACAGAAGGGGACAUCAAAUAUGUGAAAGACUUAAAAGAUGCUCUGGAUUUUGGUGCCCAGGUGUUCUCUGCACUGGUGAUGGUGAGUCCAACUUCAGAGCAGUAUGACAGUUUGCUCCAGCAGAUGUCAGAGAGGAUUGAUGAGGGAUGUGGGGAGACCAUCUAUGUCAUUGGACAAGGAUCAGAUGGGACUGAGUACGGGCUGAGUGAGGCAGACAUGGAGGCGUCCUAUGCCACGUUGAAGAGCAUGGCAGAGCAGAUUGAGGCAGAUGUGAUCCUCCUGAGGGAGCACCAGGAGGCCGGGGGCAAGGUGCGCGACUACCUCGUUCGGAAACGUGUGGGUGACAACGACUUCCUGGAGGUCAGGGUAGCAGUGGUUGGCAAUGUGGACGCAGGGAAGAGCACCUUGCUGGGUGUCUUGACUCACGGCGAGUUAGACAAUGGCCGGGGCUUUGCUCGGCAAAAGCUCUUCCGCCACAAGCAUGAGAUUGAGUCAGGUCGCACCAGCAGUGUGGGCAAUGACAUUCUGGGCUUUGACAGCGAGGGCAACGUGGUGAACAAACCUGACAGCCACGGUGGCAGCUUGGAAUGGACAAAGAUCUGUGAGAAAUCCACCAAGGUCAUUACUUUCAUUGAUCUGGCUGGUCACGAAAAAUACCUGAAAACCACCGUGUUUGGCAUGACCGGCCACUUACCUGACUUCUGCAUGCUUAUGGUUGGGAGUAACGCUGGGAUUGUUGGAAUGACCAAGGAGCACUUAGGCCUGGCGCUUGCACUUAACGUUCCUGUCUUUGUUGUGGUGACCAAGAUUGACAUGUGCCCUGCCAACAUCCUGCAAGAAACCCUGAAGCUGUUACAGCGACUGCUGAAGUCCCCAGGGUGCAGGAAGAUUCCCGUGCUGGUUCAGAGCAAGGAUGAUGUCAUUGUAACAGCCUCCAACUUCAGCUCAGAGAGGAUGUGCCCAAUUUUCCAGAUUUCAAAUGUUACUGGGGAGAAUCUAGAUUUGCUGAAGAUGUUUCUUAAUCUCUUGUCUCCACGGACCAGUUACAGGGAAGAAGAGCCAGCAGAAUUCCAGAUAGAUGAUACUUACUCUGUCCCGGGUGUAGGAACAGUUGUCUCUGGGACGACACUGAGAGGCCUAAUCAAGCUAAAUGACACCCUGCUGCUGGGACCAGAUCCCCUUGGCAACUUCCUCCCUAUUGCUGUCAAGUCCAUCCACCGCAAGAGGAUGCCCGUCAAGGAGGUGCGGGGAGGCCAGACUGCCUCCUUUGCCUUGAAGAAGAUCAAGCGUUCUUCCAUACGGAAAGGCAUGGUAAUGGUAUCACCACGCCUGAAUCCACAAGCAUCGUGGGAGUUUGAAGCAGAGAUUCUGGUGCUCCAUCACCCCACCACCAUCAGCCCACGAUACCAGGCCAUGGUGCAUUGUGGCAGCAUCCGUCAGACGGCCACGAUUCUCAGCAUGGACAAGGACUGCCUGCGGACAGGGGACAAAGCCACGGUGCACUUCCGCUUCAUCAAAACCCCGGAAUAUUUACAUAUAGACCAGCGGCUGGUCUUCCGGGAAGGCCGCACCAAAGCUGUGGGUACCAUCACUAAGCUACUCCAGACCACCAAUAACUCACCAAUGAACUCCAAGCCACAGCAGAUCAAGAUGCAGUCAACAAAGAAGGGAGCUGUUACGAAACGAGAGGAUGGUGUUCCUGCUGCUGGGAUGGCAGCUGGAGGCCCAGCAGCUGGGAAUGAGGCCCCCUCAACAGCUGCAGCACCACUGACACCUACUGCCCUGCAACCAUUGCCUGCAUUGGAUGAAGAGCCCCACAUCCGUGAGGGCAAUAAGGUAUUUGGCUGCUCUCAAAGAGAAACAGUGGGUUUGCUGAGGUUGGGAAAAGAGUCAGGUGAGCCUGAGAGCCAUGGUAGGGGGUGGGGGGCUCUCCUUCAAUUCUGUACAAAGUCAAGGGAGCCUGAGGCUUUGAUUUCCUGAAUGCUGAGCCCCAUGGCACUUGCUGGCUCUCAUUAGAGUGAAGCAUUUAGAAACUUGGGAAAUCAAAUUCUUCCCAGCUUGAAGGGCAACACUUCCUGGUGCAUCUGUCUCUCCUCCUUCCCUCAUGGUGUGUCUGUCUCCCUCCUGCCUUAUCUCCUUCCUGCAGUGGUAGAAAGCUGAUCAGUCACAGCUGCCCUGCUGCUGUCUGAAUGUGUGUGUGAUCCAUCUGAAUUCCUGCUGUUUUGAUAUCCCAACAGAGGGGUUGCUUUGCACUAAAGUCAGUCUUGUUUUUCAGUCAAAAGUCGGAGGAGGAGGCCGUCGACGUGGGGGUCAGCGCCAUAAAGUGAAAUCUCAGGGAGCCUGUGUGACUCCUGCCAGUGGCUGCUGAAUUUCUUAUUUCUCCUCCCUCUGAAGAAAUCCUCCCCAUCCCUUCAUUUCUUAUCCAAAACAUCCAGAGCAGCGUAAACCAAAACCCAUCCCAGCAGAUUGGCUGCAGAAGAAUCGUCCCUCCUCCCUGCAGGAAGCAAUGGAGAGGAGUAUAAUUUAUAAGCUAAUGAAGGUGGUAAGACAGAACUGAGUAACUGACACCUUCCUCCUCCCCGUCGACACAUUUUUGUACAUCAUGGGCUUAGUUUUUAUUCUUAUUAGUUUUUAUUAUAUUUUGUGUGCAUGAAGAUGAGAGGGGAGUUUGGAUAGAGCUGCAAAGAGCCAGUUAGUUGCCUCCCUCCUCCCUCACCCCUUUCUGUCCACAGGACUUGCUGCUCUCCCCUAUUUGCUGUCUCAGAUCCAGGGGUUAUCAGAUGCCUGAAAUUUCAGACUUGCAUAGGUUAAAACAGGUUGUUUAGGAUGGCUCCAUGGAGCAUUGUUUCAUCACCACUGAGGCCUUGUGCCAAACAUGGUUUGGAUUCUCUCCCUCUUAAACUAUUUCUAAGUGGAUUUAAUUUAAUGUUGCAAUGACUGAAGUUUGAAGGAGAUGGUGAGAAAGUUCUUUAGUUAGAGAUCUAAGAGGGAAACAAAUUGGAAAGCAGUUGAUGUUAAGUUCAGGGAUCCUAUGCUCAAUAUCCUCAAAUAAUGUUGAAAGCACUUAAAAUUUUAACUAGCAACAGAGUUAAAUGGGCAGGCAUUUACCCACCCAGUUCCCCUUCCCACCGUGCUGCUUUUCCUAGUGUUUAUUCAGUGCACAUUGGAGCACAUCUAACCUGCCUCCCAAGGCUUCAGCAGCUCCACUGACAGUAUUAAGAACAGUGCAGGAGCACUCAGUCCGUCCCUUGAGCCAGAGAAAGCCUUCUCACCUCGACGGACAGAGGUCACAGGUGGUAAGAUACCUUUGGAACAGAGACAUCAGGCUAACAUGACCUCCCCUUGAUUUUGUUUACUCCAAGAUAUCCAAAACCUUUUUGGAACUCACUGGCCAAACUUUGCCAUGGCAGAUGCAGGAUUUGUCUUCCCCCCUCUUGGCCAAAGAGGGCAGUGACAAAUUGGUACCAAAUUUAUAGAAGUGCUUUCAACGUUGGAAGUACAUGGUAAUUUUUCUGACUUUCACUGAAUUUUUUUUAAGAUUUUAUUUUUCUUACUGAGAAAUUCUGGCUUCUCCAAGAAGGCCCUGCAAGGACAGUUUACAAAUUACUGUUAGAAUGGUUUUUUUAACCAUUUAAUGAGUUUUUCAAGUGAUUGAUUCCCUGCUUAUUUUGAUCUCUUUUCUUCUAACCCUGCCUCCUCCCUUGGCUCUGGUGAGGACAGGAAUGAUCCUCUGCCAGUUUAUGGUGAGCUCUGGGAGCAUGGUAGCAUUUUGAGGAGGAGGCGGCAGCCUCAGCAAAUCAUGGCUCCCCCCAGCAGGCGUGGUCAGGCUCGGUUUCUCUGAGGGCUUCCUCCUCCAAUGAAGGACUUCUGUUUUAAUCAGAGAGACACUGCAAAUUUUCUCUCCCUCCUUAAUGGGUUGUUCCUGUUCCUCACUCUGUGUCACCUGUGUGGAGUUCAUUGCAGCUUACCUUGUGACCCGGGGUAGGCUUCCAGGCCGGCUGAGUGGCAGAGCGCAUCUCCCGCUGCCAACACCAGCACUCCAAGAGCAUUAAGCGGCAUGGGAGAGGUGAAACAUGGUUUGGAGACCAGGGUCCUUUGCCUUAGAGACUGCAGUGGGUGGAAGGGGGAGGUCAGACAGUCCUUUUCCAAGCUAUGUGCCUAAAUACCAGCACUCUCCUGGCGAGGGAGGAACUAUAGGCGGCUACAACACUAAUAGCACCCGCAUUGUGAGGGGGUGUGAGGUGUGGCUAAGCAGGGCACGAGGGCCUGGCUUGUUUGUCUUAUGGCCCUGUAGCAGCAUCAAACUGCAUCUGAUUUCACUGCACUCUGCUUCUGAGGGGAGCAGGGAGCUCCAGGCGGUUUUCUCUUUCUCCAUUCCUUGUGCUCCAAAUGAAGGAGACGGCCGAGACUGAAAGAAGGUUCACUUCAAUUUGUGCAAAGGAGGUGGUGUGAUCUCUCUUUUGUGACCAGCAUUUACAGAUCACUCAGGCUGGUGUGAUCUAUAAAAUAAAUUUUAAAAAAGUUUGUUCCAAGUAAAA